Molecule: messenger RNA, 1483 nt
Organism: Onthophagus taurus
Lineage: Eukaryota; Metazoa; Arthropoda; Insecta; Coleoptera; Scarabaeidae
Product: lipase 3-like
Molecular function (GO): hydrolase activity, acting on ester bonds
Source: RefSeq, a predicted model, not a curated record
CGAAUCCUAUAUUAUAUCGUCCGGAUUUUGUAGGUGGGUCGUUGUUACCUCCGGAUUGAAUCUCAUCGCGAUCCUCCUCCAGUUAAAAACUUGCACGCGCUCGUUUAUUCCGGACUCUUUAAUACCGCGCCGAACCGUUACUUCUCGUUCCCGACGAUGUCACCACUUUGCUGGCUCCGUUUCGUUCUUCUAUUGGUGAUGAUGGUUCGUGGUACCGUUUCCUUCAGUUCCUAUCUACUCGAGUUGACGAUUGGACCGCGGCUGAAAUCUUUAGAAACAUUAAGAAACCAAGAAGAUUACAAAAAUUCAACAUCCCUCGAUGCAGUGAAAGAAUUAGUUAAUAAAUAUGGUUAUCCACUUGAAGCUUAUCAAAUUACAACGACGCAAGGUUACAUUAUUACUUUACAUAGGAUACCUUAUGGAAGAAAACGAACCGGAAGAAAAAGACAGGUGGUAUUGUUACAUCCGGGUUUUUGUGGUUCACCAGAAUUAUUUUUAUUUCGAGGACCUCAACAUGAUAUGCCUUACUUAUUCACCGAUUCAGGUUAUGAUUUUUGGUUCAUCAACAAUCGAGGUAACACAUACUCAAGAAAUCACGUCACUUUAAAUCCGGACGUUGAUAAAGAGUUUUGGAAUUUCACUUUAGACGAUUCCGGUUUACACGAUUUACCGAAUUCUGUUGAUUUUAUAUUAGAGAAAACCGGCCAAGAUGGUUUAAUCUUAAUCGGAUAUUCAAUGGGUGCCGGUGUUGGUCAAAUCAUGUUAUCCCGAAGACCAGAGUAUAAUCAGAAAAUUAAAUUAUUUAUUAAUUUAGCACCGAGUGUUUAUGUGAUGCACCAGUUGAUGCCUCAACUACAAAUGGUUUUUAAUUUAAUUCCUGUUCUUGCGGAAAACAUUAUGAACAAUUAUAAUAUUUACGAAUUAUUUCCACGAACUAAAACUCGAGAAGAAAUUUUAACAGCUUUUUGUCAAAAUGGCUCAAGAACGCAACGGUUGUGUGUAAUGAUAGCGUUUUUAGCUAUGGGAUUUGAUUAUGAACAAUUUAACACGGAUAAUUUUCCAAAUAUUUUUAAAUAUUUUCCGGAUGGGACAUCAAUUCAAUCGAUUCUUCAUCUACAACAAAUGUACACAACGGGUGAAUUUAAACCAUACGAUUAUGGAAACGAAACGAAUCAAAUUCUUUAUAAUUCUACGAAACCCCCGGAAUAUGAUUUAACGAAAAACGUAGCACCGAUGGCGAUUUAUUACGGCGAUGGGGAUUAUAUUGUGGCCAAAGAAGAUUGUGUGUUUUUAGCUGAAAAAUUACCGAAUGUUGUCGGAUUAUUUCGAGUUCCGUUUAGAAAUUUUAAUCAUUUAGAUUUUAUGUGGGGUAUUAACGCAAAAGAACUUGUUUACGACCAUAUGAACAAAUUAAUAAAUAAAUAUAGACAAUAUUAAGUGUAGUAUGGUUUAAUAAAUCAAUUAAAAACUUGUUGUUUUUAAA